AUGGCCGCCGUGGCCGUUCUCCGCAACGACUCGCUGCAGGCUUUCCUCCAGGACCGCACCCCCAGCGCCUCCCCGGACCUGGGCAAACACUCGCCCCUGGCGCUGCUCGCCGCUACCUGUAGCCGCAUCGGCCAGCCGGGGGCUGCAGCGCCCCCGGAUUUCCUGCAGGUGCCCUACGACCCCGCGCUGGGCUCGCCCUCCCGUCUUUUCCAUCCUUGGACCGCCGACAUGCCGGCGCACUCGCCGGGCGCGCUGCCGCCCCCGCACCCCAGCUUGGGGCUGACGCCCCAGAAAACGCACCUGCAGCCGGCCUUCGGGGCGGCGCACGAGCUGCCGCUCACCCCACCCGCCGACCCGUCGUACCCUUACGAGUUCUCGCCGGUCAAAAUGCUGCCCUCGAGCAUGGCGGCGCUGCCCGCCAGCUGCGCGCCCGCCUAUGUGCCCUACGCCGCCCAAGCUGCGCUGCCCCCCGGCUACUCCAACCUGCUGCCGCCGCCGCCGCCCCCGCCGCCACCGCCGCCCGCGUGCCGCCAGCUCUCCCCCAACCCGCCCCCCGAGGAGCUCCCGUGGUGGAGCAUCCCGCAGCCGGGCGCCGGGCCCGGGACCCCGGGGAUGUCGGGGAACAGCCUCCCGGGCUCCUGCGCCGGGGCUCCCCACACCCCGCGCUUCCCCGCCUCGGCGGCCGCCGCCGCUGCCGCCGCCGCCGCCGCCGCCCUGCAGCGGGGCCUGGUGCUCGGCCCGUCGGACUUCGCGCAGUACCAGAGCCAGAUCGCCGCGCUGCUGCAGACCAAGGCCCCCCUGGCGGCCACGGCCAGGAGGUGCCGCCGCUGUCGCUGCCCCAACUGCCAGGCGGCGGGCGGCGCCCCCGAGGCGGAACCGGGCAAGAAGAAGCAGCAUGUGUGCCACGUGCCGGGCUGCGGCAAGGUGUACGGCAAGACGUCGCACCUGAAGGCGCACCUGCGCUGGCACACGGGCGAGCGGCCCUUCGUGUGCAACUGGCUCUUCUGCGGCAAGAGCUUCACGCGCUCCGACGAGCUGCAGCGGCACCUGCGGACCCACACGGGCGAGAAGCGCUUCGCCUGUCCUGAGUGCGGCAAGCGCUUCAUGCGCAGCGACCACCUGGCCAAGCACGUCAAGACGCACCAGAACAAGAAACUCAAAGUGGCAGAGGCCGGGGUCAAGCGGGAGGACCCGCGGGACCUCUGAGUCCACCUGGAUUUUGCUCCUUUGCGUGAGGAGACGGCGCUGUGGGCCAUGGGGCUGCAGAGAUCCGGGGGGGACAGGCUGGUCUCCAGGUCACCCUGAGGAUGCUCCUGAGACUGGGACUCCGGAUUCUGGAGGGGCCUAGGAGGUAGGACUGAGACUAAGACAGUUUCCAGCUCUGGAGCCUCCUAGAUGGUCUGGGAGACU
Suncus etruscus (white-toothed pygmy shrew) is the source of this 1410-nucleotide messenger RNA. It is a transcript of the gene SP5, whose product is annotated as Sp5 transcription factor. The coding region runs from base 1 to 1206 and encodes 401 amino acids. NCBI's taxonomy places the organism in Eukaryota, Metazoa, Chordata, Mammalia, Eulipotyphla, Soricidae. The record is from RefSeq and is a predicted model, not a curated record. Gene Ontology annotation, biological process: regulation of transcription by RNA polymerase II. The transcript has 2 exons. Gene Ontology annotation, molecular function: RNA polymerase II cis-regulatory region sequence-specific DNA binding; DNA-binding transcription factor activity, RNA polymerase II-specific.